Amoebophrya sp. A120 is the source of this 2256-nucleotide messenger RNA. The record is from the annotation of a GenBank genome assembly. Lineage: Eukaryota; Dinophyceae; Syndiniales; Amoebophryaceae.
AUGCAGUCGCGAGGUGAUGGAUCCACCCCGGAGAAGCUAUCGUCUAGCAGCGCUCCUUCGGAGGUUUUUCUUACGAAAUUGGCGCAGAAGGUGGAAAAACUGGAGACGAAGCUGCAGCUACUGCUACAGGAACGAAAGAUGGAAGAAAUGGAACAGACAUUCUUGCAGCCCCAGGUCGAGAAUGAGAAACUGCAAGCCGGGAGAGAGCCAAACAGUCGCCUGCCCUCCCCUGCUAUGCGUCAGCACAAGAAGGAUGAGGCCGCGCUGGAAGCGAGGGGUGCAACAGGGCGCAUCAACAUGGGUGCCCCGACGGAAGACAACGGAAAUCAGGAGGCACGGGCCCGCGAAGAUAGUUUGGAGGACCACUCAGCCAUUUCUAGAACACAAUCACUCGCGCUGGCUCUGCGGGAGAACACCACAGCCGCGUUUGAGCGCAUUCGCGACGUAGGUGCAACCAACGAGUACGUGUUGGAAUUGGUCGUCGCUUUCCUGUUCGGGUGGAUGCGGAGCCAGGCCUUGUUCAGCACUGUGUUUGUUUGCCUGGCCUACCUCGCUGCGGUGUCUAUCACGUUGCUUCCCGCGCGACUGGUGCUGUGUCCGCGGCGGUUUCCGACGCGAGAGCACGCCGAGAAGAUGCGCAAGCGGGGGCUCGGCCACCUGUUAAAUGGCGUAGAAGAAGAGGAGUUCUACCUGCUACCCUGGAACUUCUACGAACACGGGACCUUGAGCAGCGUGUGCCAAGUGCAGAGCUCUCCGGAGGGAAUCAUCUUCACGUCUGGCCUCCUGAUGUUUGGCGUAUUCGUGAUUCUGAGUCGUUACACCUUUGAACUGCACAGCCCCUGGUGCUUCUUGAAGCAUUCGCUGGUGACGGAUCUCGGAACCGGCUUUACAGUGACUCAGUCCUACCUGGAGAUGAGUCUGCGACUGCUGCUUCUCGUGGUGCCUGCGAGCGGAUUCAUACUCACUGCAUGUCUUCCCUCCGUGUCCUUUGACCACGACGAGAUCACGCCACUACCGGCAGCAAACUCUUCCUCCCGUGCGAAAGAAGCGGAUAAGGCAGGAGAGAGUGUUGAUGAAGAAGAACGAGCAAGGAUUUCAGCUCCGCGGGCACAGCAAAUCGAACUGCAGGCAGAGGCCACGCGCAUGAGUUUACAACAGUCGCAGAAGUAUUUGUCUAUCGGGCACGGCGCGUUUGUGGUCUUGGCAAUGUUUUUGAUGCUGGUCUUCGAAACCGUGCAACUUGUGUUUGGGGAAGGCGUCUCCGUUUCUUACGUGUUUCGCUUCUUUGAGGACCCGACUCCGCAUGACCCGCUUUUGGCAAAACGAGUGGAGGACAUGGCACAAUUCCAUGCGCUGAGCACGAUGGAUUCCUGCCAAAGACGGGAGGUCUGUGUGGCGUAUUACUUCGAGCCUUUCCUUGCCGCGCGCAUGCUCACGCUGCUGUUUGGCUGGGUCAGUGCUUCCCUCUUUGUGGUGCUUAAGUCCUGUGUCAACUUCAGGCAGGGCCAGAUGUCCGAAAAGCGGUCCGGCCCCCUUGUGCCGGUCACAGUGUCCCUGUUCUGGCCCUCGCUCGUCUUUGUCUUGGAGGUGCUCGCCAUGUACACGGUCUUUCUUUUGCCAGUGCUCAAGGCUAUGGAACUCUUUUGUUCCUAUAGUACUAGGACCGCUCCUUCCGCACUCGCACCGACCUCCAGCGAAUAUGCUACCACGCAGGCGCAGGUGCUCCAACCUGAUUACACAAUUGGCAACCUGGUCUUUGGUCUCUUUUCUGAAGCUCGUGCCUUUUGGUGGGUGGAUCAUGCAUCCGCUGAAGGAGGACCAGUCGAACAGGCCUGCGGGACGUUCUGGGAUACUGUCCUCGGCGAUCAAGGCCGCUGUCCGACGGGUGGCAGCACCGGCAUCAAGUUUGGAGAUGUAUGGUUUCACCGCGAUACGUGAUUAUACCAUGGCGACUCGCAGAGUCGCAUGAUCAUGAAGGAAACAAAAGCGGUGCAAAAGUUGUCUCGAUGUUCCGAAACGGCAUGACAAUCAAUCUCAACUUCAAUCAGUCCCUUUUGAACGACAGCGAUCCAGUGAGCAAGUAAGGACGUUGCAGAGAUGAUGCGGUGCGUCUGAAAAACAAACACUGAGCUCAAGACCGAUGGCGCUCUGAAUCUCUUUGUUUGACAAAACAGUGCUACUUAGUAGACUUUGAUGAGUCUACUUAUGGCAAAUAUCGAGUGAAACGUCAUCAUGUAAAAAAAAGAGAAAGAAAGC